GGCGUCCGCAGCUUGAAGCGCACGCACUUCAGGCCCCGGUGCAUCCUGGUGGUGCCCAAGGACAGGGAGAAGUACGGGGAGCACCUGAGGAGGACGGGGCUGUUCACCAGGCCCGAGAUGGACGAGGCCGUGGCCAGGGUGGACAUGUACCUGCAGGAGUGCCAGGACUGCCCCGGGUUCUACGAUGCCAUCAUCAACACGGACGAGCUGGAGGAGGCGCUCACAGAUCUGGCUCUGAUUGUCAAGGUCUACCUGGGCAUGGAGCCUCCCGACGUUCUGGAGAACUUCGAGGGCUUCAGGGGCAGGACAGGUUCCCGGACCCAGCUGGUCCCGGAGGAAAGGGCGGCUCCGUCCUACGGGGACCUCCUGCACAUCUCCACCCACAACUACCCCCGGGACCUCCUGGACAUGCUGACGGCAACACCAGGAUCUGUGGAAGAAGCUUCUCUGCACAGACGUUUCUCUGCAGCUCGGCAGGUGCUUCUGUCCCACAGGGCCAUGGACCCCGAGUGCGAGUCCUUGCUGCAGCAGCUGCCGCGGCCCGUGCCCCCGCUGCCCUCGGGCAUCAGCGGGGCCCACUCGCAGAGCAGCUUCAUGGAGCUGGGGCGGGCCUGGAGACAGGUGUUCGUCCCUCCCGAGACUGUCCUGCCCGGGCUGGAGCAGCUGCUGUGGCCCAAGCUGCCGCUGCCCCAGAGGCACCUGUCCGCAGCCGGGCUGGGCGUGCACACCUGGAGCGCCUGGAACGAGCCCCCGGAGAGCUCCGAGCCAGAGGAGGAGGAGGCUGCAGGGAAAGGAGGAGCCGCGAGGAAAUGCAGCCAGGCCGUGUCGGGGUGCUCCCCCGGGCCCCACUGCCAGUCCAGGCGUGUCCUGCCCCCCAUCACACCCCGAUGGACCAGCAGCACCUCCUGA
Molecule: messenger RNA, 909 nt
Organism: Melozone crissalis (California towhee)
Lineage: Eukaryota; Metazoa; Chordata; Aves; Passeriformes; Passerellidae
Product: leucine-rich repeat and guanylate kinase domain-containing protein-like
Exons: 7
Cellular component (GO): cytosol
Molecular function (GO): GMP kinase activity
Source: RefSeq, a predicted model, not a curated record